AAGUACAUGGACUACAUCUUCACAGGUGUCUUCACCUUUGAGAUGGUGAUAAAGAUGAUUGACUUGGGACUGCUCCUUCACCCUGAAGCCUACUUCCGGGACCUGUGGAACAUUCUGGACUUCAUUGUGGUCAGUGGGGCCCUGGUGGUGUUUGCCUUCUCAGGAUCCAAAGGGAAAGACAUCAACACCAUCAAGUCCCUAAGAGUUCUGCGCGUCUUACGGCCCCUCAAGACCAUCAAACGGCUCCCCAAGCUCAAGAACGCACAGCUCCUCAGCGCCGCCCUUUGCGAGGGGACCAGGCCCGGCGACCACCUCAGCGCGACGCCCUCAGGACACCGGGGUUCUGCGAUUCCAACCCUGAGUGCGACCUUCCUGUCCCAGCCCUGCCUGCCCAGGGGCAGCUGGUGUUCAGAGAACCGGGAGGGGGAGGUUCUGGGUUGAAAAUGG
This is a messenger RNA of Nycticebus coucang (slow loris), 447 nucleotides long. Its product is annotated as voltage-dependent N-type calcium channel subunit alpha-1B-like. Lineage: Eukaryota; Metazoa; Chordata; Mammalia; Primates; Lorisidae. Bases 7 to 441 code for a protein of 144 amino acids. The transcript is spliced from 4 exons. Gene Ontology annotation, biological process: chemical synaptic transmission; calcium ion import across plasma membrane. Gene Ontology annotation, cellular component: voltage-gated calcium channel complex; membrane; neuronal cell body. The record is from RefSeq and is a predicted model, not a curated record. Gene Ontology annotation, molecular function: high voltage-gated calcium channel activity.